This is a messenger RNA of Cryphonectria parasitica EP155, 1561 nucleotides long. RefSeq lists its product as uncharacterized. Gene Ontology annotation, cellular component: EKC/KEOPS complex; cytoplasm. The transcript has 2 exons. The coding region runs from base 11 to 709 and encodes 232 amino acids. The record is from RefSeq and is a predicted model, not a curated record. NCBI's taxonomy places the organism in Eukaryota, Fungi, Ascomycota, Sordariomycetes, Diaporthales, Cryphonectriaceae.
CCACAUCGAGAUGGGCCGGUCCAUCACGGGCGCGCACAACCCAGUCGUACUGUAUGUUUCUGGCGGCAACAGCCAGGUCAUCGCGUACGCCGAGCAGCGGUACCGCAUCUUUGGCGAGACCCUGGACAUCGCCGUCGGCAACUGCCUCGACCGCUUCGCGCGCACCAUCAUGAUCCCCAACGACCCGGCGCCCGGGUACAACAUUGAGCAGCUCGCCAAGAAGGCGUCCGGGCGGGUGCUGCACGACCUGCCGUACGCGGUGAAGGGGAUGGACUGCUCGUUCAGCGGGAUCCUGGCGCGCGCCGACGACCUUGCCGCGCAGAUGGUCGCGGGGAAGAAGGUCGUCACGGCCGACGGGGACGAGGUCGACAUCACCAAGGAGGACCUCUGCUUCAGCCUGCAGGAGACAGUCUACGCGAUGCUGGUGGAGAUCACGGAGCGGGCCAUGGCCCAUGUGAGGAGCGACCAGGUGUUGAUCGUCGGAGGUGUAGGCUCCAACGUGAGGUUGCAGGAGAUGAUGGGUGCGAUGGCGAGGGACCGGGGCGGGAGUGUGUUUGCGACUGAUGAGAGGUUCUGCAUUGACAACGGCAUCAUGAUUGCGCAUGCUGGGCUGUUGGCCUAUGAGAGUGGAUUCAGGACCCCCCUGAAGGACAGCACCGUCACGCAGCGAUUCCGAACGGACGAGGUUCACGUAAAGUGGAGAGAUUGAGAGCCCUUUUGUGUACAGAAACAAUUCUACCAUGACAGACCAAAGUGGUACCCGCAAGACUUGCUGCUUCUAAGGAAUCUAACCAGGCCUCUUAGGCGACAUAUAACCUUCCUCGAAAAAAAAAAAAAAAAAAAAAAUCUCCCUCAAGAUAGGGAAGAACUUGUGAUAGUAGUCAAGGCGAUCAUCAGGAUGAAAAGUCAUGUAUUAACUGUGGUUCAUGCAAAUUUCUUCCAUCAUGAAAACACAGAUCGACAUCCGAGAUGGAUAUGAACCAUUGAAACUUUCCUCCCUUUUCGUAAGCCAGAGAGGUAGUUAGACAAAUCCCAGGCCUGUUCCAGUGAGCCACCAUGACAAUUCCGGUCUGCCUAACGUCCAUUUCUUCCCAACUCCGUCCAAUGAAAAAACAAUGGGGCCUAUCGCUCCGAAUCUGGGAUCUUGAGAAGGCUCAAGACUGGUUCGGGACCGGUUUAUACAUGAUCGUGGUGACAUACUUGUCCCUAUACCUCGUAGUCGCCGACACUGCGAGCGUGCCAUUCUUGAUGCUGCUUGUAGCCAAGUGGUUGAGCGUGGUGUGGUUUGGCAUGUUCAGGACACUGUUAUCAUCCUUCAUCAACGUGGCAGAGUUCAGGAUCGGCUUCGCAAGGAAGCCCGGCAGGCUAGGCGGCGUGUCCAGCUUCUCGAUGGCUGCAGCAGCGGCCUGUGCCACGGGAGAGUCCUCGGGCUCGUCGUAGUCGAGAAGAUACUGUGGGUAUAUCCGCGAGAAGGCUUCGGCCGGCGGCAAUUGCUUGUCCUUCCGCGCCUGCUCCACCGCAGCCGGCUCCUCCACCGCCUUCUCCUUCUCCUCCGCUGGCG